Molecule: messenger RNA, 1746 nt
Organism: Dothidotthia symphoricarpi CBS 119687
Lineage: Eukaryota; Fungi; Ascomycota; Dothideomycetes; Pleosporales; Dothidotthiaceae
Product: DUF618-domain-containing protein
Exons: 4
Coding region: 176-1501 (441 amino acids)
Biological process (GO): mRNA 3'-end processing
Cellular component (GO): RNA polymerase II, holoenzyme
Molecular function (GO): RNA polymerase II C-terminal domain binding
Source: RefSeq, a predicted model, not a curated record
CAAACACACGUCAUCAGACUAGUCACGUCGCAGACCAAUAUCUCUUCUGCAAACUGAAGAAACGCGUUCCAACUUCAUCAUUGCAGUGCAAUAGUCGCGUGAUCGGCUUGUCAGGUUACUCGCGUGAGAGCUCGUCACCAGUAGAAGCCGUUGUCAAUUCGUGAAGACCUCGAACAUGGCUUUUACAGAAGACAGCCUGAAGGCGAAGCUCUCGUCGCUCAAUGAGACGCAAGAGGCAAUCUGUACCGUGGGACAGUGGAUCCUCUUCCACAGACGACAUGCCGAGCGCAUCGCGCAAGUCUGGUUCCAGCGCGUCAAAGAGUCCGCGCCCAACAAAAAGUUGACCUUGAUCUACCUAGCAAAUGAAAUCACACAAACUUCAAAGAUGCGCAAGAAGGAGGAGUUCAUUCGCGCAUACGAACCACUCAUCGCCGACGCGACGGCGACCGCAUACAAAAGCUCACCCCACGAGAUCCAGAACAAGAUCCGCAGAGUAGUUGAGGUCUGGCGACAAAGGCAGAUUUUCACUCAGGCUGUUCAGCAGAGCAUCGAGAAGCAAAUUGACGAACUUGAUCGAACGCGUACAAGCAAGAAGCCUGCCCUCGGUGGCUCCCUCUUUUCUAGCUCUUCUGUACCACCCGAGCUCACACCCGUGGCACCUCUCGCGAUCUCUGUCCAGAAAGCGGAUCUCCAUGCAAAGCCAGCUCUCGCAACCGCAAACCAGGACUACGAGAAGCUCACCAAUCCGAACAAUGCCAUCCCUACUCCGCCGAUGCACGCAGCUGGUCUUGCAGCGCUUGUCAAGAAACUCGCCGUGGCUGAGGGCGCCGUGGCUGAAAUCAUGAAAGCAAGGCAAGCUCUGAUCAUAGGGCUCGAACAACUUCUCGAGGCAAACAAGUCGAAAUUGACGCAAGAGGAGGCGCAAAUGCUGGACUUGGGGACGCGCAAAGACGCCAUAGACAGCCGCAAGCGCGAGGUCGAGCAGGCCAUUCUUACGGGCAUGUCAGCCGCCGACACAAAUAAGAUUUCUGCCGCGCCCUUCCCAGUCGCGACGACAUCUCCCGCCGCACAAGACCGUCCGAAAGUCGAGGAACUCACGCCGCCACCCAUGGAAUCCUUCACACCCGUCGGAUCGCCCCAGCAAGUCGCUGCCGCCGCUGCCUUUGAGCCUGUUCCCGACAUUGGCAACGACGUAAUGCCCGAAGCAGCUGCAAACCCCAUGGAGCCUGAAUCCGUUCCUGCCCCGCCUGGUCACACCGCGCUAUCCACCGCCGACACAACCACGUUUGGAGACCCAAACCAGCACGUUGCGCUUGAUCUGCUGAAGAGCCUACAACAUGUGCGACCGGACCAGGGCGGUGUGUAUGGGCAGAACGCGUACCAGGCUACGUACAAGAAGCGGAAAAUGAGUGGUCACAAUGUGCAGGAAGAUGAGUUUGCGGCUUUUGAGGGAGAUGGCGAUAUGGAAGGAAUCGACGACAACCUCGGCGAGCUGAUCUGAAGACUGUGGGGUGUCUAAGAUGGGAAAAUGUUGGAGGGUUAAUGGUUGGGCUGUUGUAAGGAAGAAGCGACCAAUCUCACGACAGUACCAAACAUACUCAGGUUGUUGUACGCGAGCAGAAAAGUACUGGCGACCUUUGACGGAGUAAGGAUAAAGCAUGCGAAGAUCGCAUUCUAUAAGUAAUAGAAACUGGAAAAAGUCGAACAAUUCAUCAUUUAUCAUUCAGCCGAUACCAUUGAUCUAGG